Molecule: messenger RNA, 2227 nt
Organism: Harpegnathos saltator (Jerdon's jumping ant)
Lineage: Eukaryota; Metazoa; Arthropoda; Insecta; Hymenoptera; Formicidae
Gene: Pa1
Product: PTIP binding protein Pa1
Exons: 3
Coding region: 361-816 (151 amino acids)
Biological process (GO): positive regulation of cell cycle G1/S phase transition; positive regulation of intracellular estrogen receptor signaling pathway
Cellular component (GO): MLL3/4 complex
Molecular function (GO): nuclear estrogen receptor binding
Source: RefSeq, a predicted model, not a curated record
GAAUAAUUAAUGCACGUGUUGGUAAUGUCGCGUACGAUGUUAUCCGCGCGCUCAUGAUGAUGCCAACGGCGCUAAUUCAACUUAACCUAAACCUGUAGCCAUGAACGGCUAUCGUUCGAUGUUCUGUGUGCAUGUGUCAUGUAAUUAUAAUUUACAGAAGAAUAGUGGAAUUAUUAUAGAACAAACGCGCUACAUCUCACACGUGGAAGGAAGGAUGUGGAUCUCGAUACGAGGGACAGUCAUGUAAAUGAGAAAUAGCCACGAAUAAAUUAUAACCUCACAAUGCGUAUGUUCCACUAUACAUUUUGAAUAAACUGACAGUGUUGUUUACUGUUAAUUUUCUAUUAUUUAAUAAAAACAAUGGAACGCAAUGAGGAAGACUGGUCUGUGGAGUGUUCUGAUGAUGAGAAAUAUGAUGUGGAUGCAAAACGUGAAUGGAACAUAAAGGCUGAAGAUAUACUUACGUUAAUCGAGGGCAUGGAUACUAACAACCGUGUCUUAGAACUUGAGUGGAAGUGUCCUGGUAGGCGAGGACCCUCCCCACUUCCUUCAAACAAUCGACAACAGGAGCACGGAUCUCAAGAAUACAAGACCGAAGAAAAAUCCGAUUUCGAUUUUAUGGACGAGAUAUCACCAAGACUGCCCGUUCGCAGAGUAGGUGAAAGCACUCCAAAGGGUAGCGCUAAAAAGAAAACUGCUAGUUUCAAUGGAGUACUGUCUACAAUGUUGAGACAUCGGAGACAAGAACAACAGGAAAUCAAUGCUAAUCCGAAAAAAAGCGAAUCUCCUGGGUUGAAGCCUCAUCCGCCCACUUAGAAGUCAUCGCUGUUUGAUGGCCAAACGAUUCGUUAUAUUGAAAAACUUUAAAAAAGGGUUACAUAGCAUGGCUGUAUAGCACGAGAUAAUGCAAAUAUGUGGACUGUGUGAGAAGAUUCUAGUUUAUAUAUAUUGUAAAAAGAGUACUAGUUUAUAUAUACUGCUAUAACACUUUUGUUAGAAAUAACAUCUAUAUUGGAGAAUGCGAUUUAUUAUACCUGUUAGAGGGUGUAGUCCUGCUCUAUCCUCUAUGAGGAUAUAAAUAAACAACGGAUGAUACGGAUAUUAUAUCAUUUAUAUCACAUUAAUACUUUCCGUAUUAAAUCUUUAUAUUGAAAAUUGUUAUGAAUCUUAGUGAUAUGUUUCUACAUAGAUCUUUCUCUAUAUAAAAAAGUGAGGCAUGUGUGCAUUUUUCUUACAAAGUUGCAAUUUUCUGCUUACGCUGUGCUGCCUGCAUACAAAAUAUGUACAAAUAUAUAGGUAAAAUAUUAAGAGAGAGAAACGUUUUUGUAGAAUGAAAACAAUCGGUAUAUAUUUUAUUACAGAUUUAAUUUGUACAUUGGAAACAAGCAUUGCGAACAGCGAUUAAGUGUAGUAGUGGUCGGUUUAAUUUUAUCAGGCAGAAAAUUAGAUUUGUAAAAUUAUUACGUAUAUUAUCUGUACUUUUAUCUAGAAUGAUAGUUUGAAAAGUAUGUUUUACUUUGUAAGAAUCUUUAUAUUUGCAGAAUCCGAUGCGCAAGUGAGCUUGAUUUGUACAUUUAUCCCUCCGUCGCUCAAUAUUUCAUACUUAAUUUUACUUACAGUACUACCAAUAUUCAUCAUCCAUUGUAACAUACUAUUAUUCUGCAACACAAUAUUAUUCUGUGUACGUUGUAAGUGUAUUUAUUUGUAAAGUGCAAUACAUCAGUGCCCAACAUUAGGUAAUUUUUUCGGGAAUAACUUUUCCAUGAAAUGCACGUAAUAUUAUUUGUAACUAAUUGUACUAAUGUCGAGAUGUUAAAUGUCACAUAUUACAAUUGCCAUCAAUUAUGGAACCGCGCAGCGCACGUUUGCGUUGAGCAUUUGAGGCACGGCCCACUCGGGGAAAUCGCUGAUCCCGAAGACGUAAACGCCCCACGUCGGAAAUAGAAUGACCUGAACUAUCAGACUAUAAAUCGCGGGCGCGAAGCCUCCGGUUAUUAACCACUUGGUCGGGAUGUGCCCCUGGGUGGCUAUGAUCGCGUUCGGCGGUGUUCCGACCGGAAGGCGGAACGAGAACGAACACAUGAGCGUGGCGGGCACCAUCAGGUACAUCGGAUGCAAUUUCAUCACCACGCACUGAAAGGCAGAGUGAAGUGUCAAGUUGCCUGCGACUGAAAUAACACGAAAUGCUGCACAUAUGUAUAGAAGAAUAAAAUUGUAUCUACAUGUA